AUGAGAAAGAACAGGAUAAAGAGUACACAAGAUAACAAGCAGAAAGAGGGAGUGCGGACUCACUUUGAAACGUUUGACGAAACAGUGAAUAGACGAUGCAAGGUCGAUUGGCGAGAGAAUUGUGUCUACGAGGAAGUCUACAACCGGUGAGCGAUGAAAGAUUAGGAUGGAAUCUGUAUUCACAGGCACAUCCAAGGGCGAACAAAGACGUUCAGGGCGAGUGCUGAAGUGCUGAAGGUGAGGGUUGCGGAUGGGGAUGGAGAAGAAGGAGGAAGGGAGAAGCGGAUGAAGAGAAGCGGAAUUGUGUGUGGAAUCAAAGAGGCGGGGAAGCAGUCACCACUGCGAACGGGCAACAAGGGGGAUUGCAUGCCAGAGGAGGAGCCCAGAGGGUGACUUACGUGGGCCUCAUGAGGGAGACGUAAGUGCCCAACGGUCGCUGCUACUAGUUCAGAUAUCAAGCGGCAACCCACGAAAUCAAUUCCGAGAGUAUUUUACAGUACAAGGACCCGGGCCGAGAUCUUCCCAUAUCCAUUCCAGGAUAUGCUGCAAGAUUGAUUCCCGAGAUCUGGGAGAGCACAGGAAACGAUUCGGCGAAAGAUCCGGUCCCAGGAUAG
Molecule: messenger RNA, 614 nt
Organism: Tuber aestivum (summer truffle)
Lineage: Eukaryota; Fungi; Ascomycota; Pezizomycetes; Pezizales; Tuberaceae
Source: the annotation of a GenBank genome assembly